Molecule: messenger RNA, 2051 nt
Organism: Brachypodium distachyon (stiff brome)
Lineage: Eukaryota; Viridiplantae; Streptophyta; Magnoliopsida; Poales; Poaceae
Product: 4-alpha-glucanotransferase DPE1, chloroplastic/amyloplastic
Exons: 16
Coding region: 35-1795 (586 amino acids)
Biological process (GO): carbohydrate metabolic process
Molecular function (GO): 4-alpha-glucanotransferase activity
Source: RefSeq, a predicted model, not a curated record
UCCCUCCGCACUCCGCUCCACGGCCCCCUGCCUCAUGGCUCUCGCGCGAACCCUCCCGCUCCCGCACCUCGCUCCGGCCCCGGCCUCGCCCGGCCGCCUCCGCGGCUGCAUCCGCGUCCUCCCCGCAUUGUCCUCCCAGGCGGGCGCACCCCCCGCGGCGCGAGGGAUCGCCUGCCGCUCCUCGAAGGCGACGACGAUGACGACAACGGCGGCGGAGGUGGCGGCGGUGGGCGUCGGGGAGGAGCUUCCCGAGGGGUACGAGCAGAUGAUGCCGACCGUGGAGGAGUCCCGGCGGCGGCGCGCGGGCGUGCUGCUGCACCCGACGUCGCUCCGCGGCCCGCACGGCAUCGGCGACCUCGGCGACGAGGCGCUCGCCUUCCUCCAUUGGCUCCGCGACGCCGGAUGCACGCUCUGGCAGGUUCUUCCACUUGUUCCUCCUGGAAGAAAAUCCGGGGAGGAUGGUUCUCCUUAUUCAGGACAGGAUGCAAACUGUGGUAAUACCCUAUUGAUUUCUCUUGAAGAGCUUGUAAAAGAUGGGCUCUUGAUGGAAGAUGAACUUCCUGCACCCUUGGAUGUGGAAUAUGUUGAAUUUGACACUGUUGCUAAUCUGAAAGAACCUCUUAUUGCAAAGGCAGCAGAGAGGCUCCUACUGAGUCAUGGAGAGCUCAGAAUGCAGUAUGACGAAUUCAAGAGAAAUCCAGAUAUUUCAGGCUGGCUUGAAGAUGCUGCACUAUUUGCUGCUAUUGACAAAAGCAUUGAUGCAUUGUCCUGGUAUGAGUGGCCUGAACCACUGAAAAAUCGCCAUCUUGGAGCCUUGGAAGACAUAUAUCAAAAACAGAAAGACUUUAUCGAGAUUUUUAUGGCACAGCAGUUCUUAUUUCAAAAGCAGUGGCAACGUGUUCGUACACAUGCACAGAAGCUGGGCAUCAGCAUAAUGGGCGACAUGCCUAUUUAUGUUGGCUACCACAGUGCAGAUGUUUGGGCAAACAGGAAAUCAUUUUUGCUGGACAAGAAUGGUUUCCCCACAUUUGUUAGUGGUGUUCCACCUGAUGCAUUUAGUGAAACUGGUCAGCUAUGGAACAGUCCACUGUACGACUGGAAAUUUAUGGAAGCUGAUGGUUUUACAUGGUGGGUAAAGAGGAUUAAACGUGCCCUUGAUUUGUACGAUGAGUUCCGUAUAGAUCAUUUCCGGGGACUUGCUGGUUUUUGGGCAGUUCUGUCUGACGCAGAAGUAGCGAUGGUUGGAAGCUGGAGGGCUGGACCGAGGAAUGCCUUUUUUGAUGCGCUCUUCAAAGCUGUUGGUAGAGCAAAUAUAAUAGCAGAAGACCUGGGCGUGAUAACUGGAGAUGUUGUUGAGCUAAGGAAAUCUAUUGGGGCUCCUGGAAUGGCAGUUCUUCAGUUUGCUUUUAGCGGUGGUUCUGGCAACCCCCACUUGCCUCAUAACCAUGAACUGAAUCAAGUUGUAUACACUGGGACACAUGAUAAUGAUACGGUUGUUGGCUGGUGGAAGAGUUUGCCAGAGGAAGAGAAGCAGACUGUGCUCAAGUAUCUACCAGAGGCCAGCAAGACUGAUGUCUCGUGGGCACUAAUUACUACUGCCCUCUCUUCGGUUGCGAGGACUUCCAUGGUAACCAUGCAGGACAUACUUGGCCUCGACAGUUCUGCUAGGAUGAAUACUCCAGCUACACAGAAAGGAAAUUGGAGAUGGAGGAUACCAAGCUCCGUCAGCUUUGACAGCCUUAACCCUGAAGCAGCAAAACUGAAGGAGUUGCUUGCAUUUUACAGCCGGCUGUGAAGUUCCCAGUUCUCCAGUACUAUUCUCUGUCGCUUGAGGCUCGGAACUGUUGGAUGUUUCCAUCAUAAAUUAGCAGCCAAAGUAACAUCAACGAUUUGGUUGCUAUCAUCUCCCCUGAUAUUGGCACCUGUGCGCGAAUAACAGGGGUCGCACCAUGUUUUCAUCGGUUGCAAACUUGCAUGCUUCAACUUGAAGAUCUUGCAGGUUUACAACUGGCUAUUCCAUAAUACUAAUAAAGGUUGCCUUACAUAAAAAA